CCCACCGGCAACGAGACGUGUGCUACACCGGAUGUGUCCAACCGCUUUAGCCGAGCUGUCACAGCGGGAGGAUGAGCCACCAGAGAUGUAGCACCUUACCACUGAAGCUAGGAACAAGGAAGGGGAUUAUAAGAUGCAUCUAUGUGGUGGGUUUCAUGGACUUGUUUGGGGUGAGCAUGAUCAUCCCACUACUCAGCCAUCAUGUGAAGGCACUCGGAGCCAGCCCCACUGUGGCCGGUAUCGUGGGGUCUACAUACGGGAUCCUACAGCUUUUCUCAAGCACAGUAGUUGGCAGCUGGAGCGACGUGGUGGGGCGGCGGUACUCUCUUCUGACGUGCCUGCUGCUGAGCGCUCUGGGCUACAGCCUCCUGGGAACGUCCACGAGCAUCACUCUGUUUGUCCUCGCUCGGGUUCCCGUGGGGCUUUUCAAGCACUCCCUGUCCAUCUGCAGAGCCCUGCUGUCCGACCUGGUGUCAGAACCUGAGCGCCCACUGGUGAUGGGACACUUUAACGCCGCCUCCAGCGUUGGUUUCAUCCUCGGUCCGGUGGUGGGAGGCUAUCUCACUGAGCAUGAAGGAGGCUUCUACACUUCCUCUUUCGCUUGUGCUGCCAUCUUUAUUGUUAAUGCUGGGCUGGUUUUCAUGCUGCCAUGGAGCAAGACGCUAGCAGAUCUUAGCGAGGCUAACUGCAGUAACAACUCCAGUAAAUGCUGUCACGACCAAAACUACAACAAGUCGGUGCAGAACGGUUCUCACACUAAAAGUCAACCGGUGGUGUUGACAGCAGAUACUGAAGCAUCAUCCAGAUCCUCCUGGAAGCAUCAUCCCAGGUGGAGGCGGGUGUCCCUGCUCCAGCCUGCCUGGAGGCAGCUCUCCUCAGUGAGCUCCAGGAUCCACAUGGUGGCCUUUUCUGACAUGUGGGACUUGUUUCUUGUGCGCCUCCUGAUGGCUGUGGCCAUCAUGCUCUACUACAGUAACUUCUCUCUGGCCAUGGAGGAGCGUUUCUCUCUCAAACCCAAAGUGACUGGUUACCUGAUUAGCUACAGUAGCACCUUAGGGGCCCUCUCUGGGUUCCUGGUGGGGCCCGUUACCCAGCUCUACAGGAGCAACAUGCCCGCUCUGCUUCUACAUUCCACAGUGCUCACCUGUUUGCUUAUUUUCCUCUACUCCACCGCGCCGAGCGUAUGGCAGGUGGUGCUCACCUCCACCUUCUUCGCCAUUUCCACCACGAUCGGUCGGACGUGUAUCACAGACCUGGAGCUGCAGAGGGGCGGGGUCCAGGCCAGCGGGACUCUGAUCGGAGCCGGGCAGUCGGUCACAGCUGUGGGUCGAGUUCUGGCCCCUCUACUUUCUGGUCUGGCCCAGGAGUUCAGCCCGUGUGGUCCUCCCAGUCUGGGAGUCGUUCUCGCUCUGGCAGCUGUGGGUUUGCUUCUCAUCAGAAUCCCUAAAUGGGACCAAAGACUGACAAAAAAAAACCUCUGAAACUGUCAGCAGCCGAGUGGACUUGUAGUUGUUCAGAGAAGUGCUCUUACUCUUUAGCUGUGAUGGACAGCCGCAACAAAACCACAGGCCUUCUCAGGGACAGAGGAGGGGAAACGGCCAUCAGCAGGACAGUCCUUCCAAGAUUGUCACGCUUCUAGAUAUGCUGAAGGAACGACAGGACAGAAAAACAUGUCUUUGCUCAGAAUUCACUUCUGUAACCACUACAUCUUUAAAAAAUCCACAAGGGUUUUAGCAGCCAUUAACUGUAAACCUAUAGAGCUACUGAUUCAUAAAAAAACUGUAAGAAAAUACCAAUAAUUACCUUCUAGACUGGAAAUGUUGGAUGAUCUGGAUGCAUGACAACAGUUUAAAUUUAGGCUUUAAUUUUGCACUUUCAGUUCAUUUUUUCCUCUAAUUCAAAUGAAAAAGUUUCUGCUGUGGUAUUUGGGGAAAAUCUUGCUUCUGAUUGUUAGGCAACUGAGAAAUGUUCAAAUGUAAACAGAAAAAUGUUUUGUAGGUUUGUUUUUUGAUUCAAUUGUUUUUGAGCACUAAUAAAGCAUGGAAA
Nothobranchius furzeri (turquoise killifish) is the source of this 2046-nucleotide messenger RNA. It is a transcript of the gene slc67a2, whose product is annotated as major facilitator superfamily domain containing 9. Gene Ontology annotation, cellular component: nuclear envelope. The record is from RefSeq and is a predicted model, not a curated record. Gene Ontology annotation, biological process: transmembrane transport. Gene Ontology annotation, molecular function: transmembrane transporter activity. NCBI's taxonomy places the organism in Eukaryota, Metazoa, Chordata, Actinopteri, Cyprinodontiformes, Nothobranchiidae.